UUUAUAUGCAAAACCAAUCCUGUCUGCCACUGGCGGUAUUCCGAAGGUCACGACGUGUUGUUUUAAAUUUUAUUGAACGAUAAAUAAACAGAAAUUCCCUGUCGAGCCGACGUCUUUUUCAUUUUCUAUUUUUGUUUCAUUUAAUUAUUUGCAAAUUAUAUCUAUGUAGUUUUAAAGAAAAAGCAUCUUGAUACUUCUGUGAAAUAAUUUUAUUUAUUUCAUAUUUCAUUGAGUUUUUAAAUGAAAUUUGCAACAUGAGGACAACAGUCAAAUUAUUUAAGGAUCUUUCCAAGAUGCUGGACUUUUAUUCCCAAUUCAAUCCUUCACCUCUGUCGAUAAAACAGUUCCUUGAUUUCGGUCGAAAAGCAUGUGAAAGAACAUCUUUCAUAUUUUUACGGAAGGAACUUCCAGUGAGAUUAGCCAACAUAAUGAAAGAAAUUCAGCUUCUUCCUGACAAACUCUUAGCCAUGCCAUCUGUAUCCUUGGUUCAAAGCUGGUAUGAAAAAAGUUUUGAAGAAAUUCUUGUGUAUGAAAAAGUUGAUGCAAGUGAUUUAAAAACUUUGGAAAACUUCUGUGAUCGACUGAUUAAAAUCCAUAACCGCCAUAAUGAUGUUGUUCCUACAAUGGCUCAAGGUGUUAUUGAAUUGAAGGAGGUUUGUCAGUUGGACCAACAAACAGAACACAGUAUACAAUACUUUCUUGAUCGAUUUUAUAUGAGUCGAAUUUCAAUAAGAAUGUUAAUAAAUCAGCAUACAUCAUUGUUUGGCUCUAACCUUAAUGGACAUCCUCGACACAUAGGUUGCAUUGAUCCUAACUGCCGUGUCACAGCUGUUUUAAAUGAUGCUUAUGAAAAUGCCAAAUUUCUUUGUGACCAGUAUUAUAUGGCCUCUCCGGAUGUGGAAAUUGUUGAAAAUUCAGGUCUUGAUCCUGGUUCUCCAAUAACUGUUGUUUAUGUACCUGCUCAUUUAUAUCAUAUGUUAUUUGAGCUAUUUAAGAAUGCUAUGCGUGCUGUUGUUGAACAUUAUGGAAGCUCAGCCGAUUGUUUACCACCAAUCAAAGUUCUUGUUUCUUUGGGAAAAGAAGAUUUGACUAUUAAAAUGUCCGACAGAGGUGGUGGAAUACCUCGCUCUCUGACUGAUGUAUUAUUCCAAUAUAUGUACUCUACAGCUCCCAAGCCCUCUGUUUCUACUGAAUCCGCUCCUUUGGCUGGUUAUGGUUACGGAUUACCUUUGUCUCGUCUUUAUGCACGUUAUUUCCAAGGUGACUUAAUCAUAACUUCAGCUGAAGGUUAUGGAACUGAUGCAAUUAUAUAUCUUAAGGCGUUGUCUGAUGAAGCAAAUGAGCUACUUCCAGUAUUCAAUAAAACUUCAACUAAGCACUAUCGUACAGCAGUUGGAACCCAUGAUUGGAGUACCCCUUCACUUCAUCCCAUUACUCAACCUCUUGGUAUGCGACAGUUUACUACACUCAAUCAUAAAAGAAGGAUAGCUUUUAGGUGAAGGUGAUUAUUCUUUUACAAGGCACAAAUGUAGAAAAACUCAAGUUUGAUGUGAAUGGUGUGUGAUGCUUAGUAGCUCUGUAAAUAUGUUUGUUUUAUGUUUUGUUUUGUCAUAUAUUGAACUGUUGUUCUCAUAUCAAAAUCCUGAGAUUAUGGGUUUAAAAUUCAUAUUUCAAUGGUGAACAUUUUUCUGUUUCUUAAUGAUUCCUCAACUGCAAACUCUCGAUUAUUUGCAGAGUAGGGUGCCACGGUAACAGCGGAUAAUCCAAAUAAUAGGUAAAAAACAAUGCUAGUGCAUACAAUAGCUAAAAAAGAUACAUAACUAUGCUGCAUUUAAAUACUAGCUAAAAACGAUAACAUUGAAUGUAAAAAAUAUUUGAAAAAGCUAAAAACAAACAAUAACGCAAUCAUAAUAUGUUCAAAACACAUUUAAGGACUAUAGUAUUAGUACAUAUUGUUUGAAAAAAAAAUGUGAAAAGACCGACGGAUAAUCCGACCGCCGAUAAAUUGGGAGUUUACUGUACUUUCAAUGUAUCCUUUGUACCUAUACAUUUUCUAAAAGCAGUUAUUAAUGUUAGGAGAUGUAUUCUAUGACAAUAAACCGAAUUUUAAGAUCAAAAAUUUAUUCCUAGAAAAAUGUUACCCUGCUACAAGAUAUCAACUAUCGUAAAAAUUAUAAAGUAAGUAACCGCCCUAUUGCCAAGGCUAAGGCAGAAAUAACAUGAAAUACACCGCCAGCUCAGUCAAUUCCAGCCGAGGAUUGCAGUUUCGUGCUUAUUAGCACUCAAUAAGGCAAUAGGGCAGUUUCGUGCUUAUUAGCACUUAAUAAGGCAAUAGGGCGGUAACUUACUGAAUAUACCUGCCUUGCCUUCAAUAUUCAAGUUGAGCUGAACCAUUGUUUCGGUCACUCGUCUGGUCGGUGCUAAUUCUGUAUUAGCUACCAGUUUGUUUGGCACUCUAGGUUUCCUUAAGAGGUUUUCCACCUCCAGCUCAGCCACUCCUAUGCCGGGCUGAUCAGUGCUAAUAAGCACGAAACUGCAGUCCUCAGCUGGAAUUGACUGAGCUGGUGGUGUAUUUCAUGUUAUCGUAAAAAUAUUAUUAUUUCUUUUCUUUUUUACCACCAGAAUUACUUGGUACGUAGUUGAAUCUGUUAGGAAGACUGGUAUUGGAUCUAUGUUUUUUUUUGUGCAAUGCUCAUUAAGCUUUUAUAUUAAAAAAAAGAAUGCCAGAAGAGCUUUUCCCACCUGAAGAAGUUGUUAUAAAAUGCUAUUGAUGUGCAAUUCAGUGAAUGUGAAAGUUUUCAGUUUGUGAUAAAAUGGUUUUGAAUUUGUGAUAAAAGUAGUAUAGUCAGAAAAUUAUUUUUAAAUUGAGAACUGAAUCAGUAUGAGUGUUACACUGCUCUGUAAAGAACAUUUUGUAUUGAUGGAAUGUUUUUUAAAUUUUCAAAAUAUUUUCCAAUACAGAUUCAAAAAAUACCUUUGCCGUUUUAAUAUGAAAUUUACUUUAUGUUAUAGAUUAAUGUUUAUUUUUAAGUCGUUACAUUGAAUUUGACCUAAGUUAUGGGUGUAUGAGUGUUCUAGUUAUGGCACUUUAUGUCUAGUAAGAGCUUUUUAGACAAACCUGUUAGUUUUCAUAGUAAUUCUUGAUUUCUUUCAUGUAAUAUUUAUUGUUUUGUUAUCACUUGUUUAAGUAUUAACAAAGUAUGUAAUAUAAUGUAAAUUAAAAGCUGUUUUUUU
Messenger RNA from Uloborus diversus, 3234 nucleotides. RefSeq names its product pyruvate dehydrogenase (acetyl-transferring) kinase, mitochondrial-like (gene Pdk). Gene Ontology annotation, biological process: protein phosphorylation; regulation of glucose metabolic process. Gene Ontology annotation, molecular function: pyruvate dehydrogenase (acetyl-transferring) kinase activity. Bases 255 to 1499 code for a protein of 414 amino acids. NCBI's taxonomy places the organism in Eukaryota, Metazoa, Arthropoda, Arachnida, Araneae, Uloboridae. Gene Ontology annotation, cellular component: mitochondrion. The transcript has 12 exons. The record is from RefSeq and is a predicted model, not a curated record.